Molecule: messenger RNA, 2898 nt
Organism: Medicago truncatula (barrel medic)
Lineage: Eukaryota; Viridiplantae; Streptophyta; Magnoliopsida; Fabales; Fabaceae
Product: protein ALTERED PHOSPHATE STARVATION RESPONSE 1
Exons: 4
Coding region: 507-2456 (649 amino acids)
Source: RefSeq, a predicted model, not a curated record
UAAAAUCAAAUAUCCAAAAUAAAAAUAAAAAACAGUCCUUUUUUAUUACAAGCUCUCUUCCCAAUGUCUCCUUGUCUCAAAAACAAGUACUACUAGUACCUAAAAAAACACCUAUCACUAUUUCCUUUCUCCAUUCUUCCCCUGCACCUCCACUACACAGACAUAACCCAAACCAUAAUAACCUUUCCUUAAACAAAACCACAUUGCCUUGUUGAUGAAGAUGUUUCAGAUUCAAGUUUUCAACCACAAAACAGACAACUACACUAGUGUUACUAAACUGUCCUAGUUAAAGUUCUUGUUUUUUUCCACACCCAUAAAACAAAAAGAAAUCAACUUUUCCACUUGCCAACAAAAAUCAAAGUUCAAGACAAUCACUUUUUGCAGAAACCACUACACUACCCUCUACCCAUCUUCACUUCUGAUCUCAACAUGAGUUCAAAACCAUAAAAAAAAAAAAAAAAACCAUUUUUAUUGUGUUUUCUUUGAUCUAGUUGAAGAAAAAGAAAAUGGGUUGUUGCUAUUCAAGAGUAGACAGAGAAGAAACAGUGUCACAUUGCAAAUCAAGAAAACGUUACAUGAAACAGUUGGUUGAAGCAAGACAUGCUUUUUCAGCUUCACAUGUUAUGUACAUCCGUUCUCUUCGUUCAACUGGUUCAGCUUUGUUUCACUUUGCUAACGCUGAAAAAACCACUCAUCUUAACCACCAUCUUCCGCCAGAGCCACAACCCAUUCUUCCACCACCGCCGCCGCGUGCUCCGUCGCCAAUGCCACCACCACCACCUCCGAUGAGUCCUAGUUUGAGUUCUUAUACUUGGACUUCUGGGACUGGUUCACAUUCAUCAGCUCUUCCGCCGCCGCCGCCACCUCCACCACCUCCACCGCCGGUAAUUUCAUCUGGUUGGGAUUUUUGGGAUCCUUUCAUGCAGCAACCUCCACCACCUCCUUCGUCACGGUCGGCGACGGAGGAAGAGUGGGAAGCUGCUACUACCACUGGCUCUGAGGUGGUUGUGAUGGCUGGUGGGGCGGCGGCGAGUAUGGCUACUCCGGCGAGUGGGGUGGUGGGGUAUUCUAAGGUGUCAGGAAGUGAACUUGCAAUGGUGGUUUCAAGAAACAGUAAAGAUCUGGUUGAAGUUAUUAAGGAGCUUGAUGAUUAUUUUCUUAAAGCUGCUGAUGCUGGUUCUCAUGUUUCAUAUCUGUUACAAGUUCCAAGUUCUGGUUUUUCUGAUCAUAGUAAAACAAGUAAAAUGUACGGAAAUGGAUGGAAUUUGAGUCCAUCAAUGUGGGCUUGGGGUUCUUCAAGUCCUAAACUGAAUGGAUUUGGCAAGCUGUCUCAAGAGGUUUCUGUUGGUAGUUUCAGGGCUAAUAAUGGUGUUGGAAAUGGUGGACAUUGCUCUACUUUGGAGAGGCUAUAUGCAUGGGAGAAGAAAUUGUACCAAGAGGUCAAGAAUGCUAAAACAAUAAAGAUGGAGCAUGAGAAGAAGGUGGAAUUGGUAAGGAAGUUAGAGAUGAGAAGGGCUGAUUAUGUGAAGACAGAAAAGGCAAAGAAAGAAGUGGAGAAAUUAGAAUCACAAAUGAUGGUUGCUUCUCAAACCAUUGAUAGUACAUCGGCUGAAAUCGUUAAAUUAAGGGAGAUAGAGCUCUACCCUCAACUCAUUGAGCUUGUUAAAGGGUUGAUGUGCAUGUGGAGAAGCAUGUAUGAGUGUCAUCAAGUUCAGAAGCACAUAGUUCAGCAACUGGAAUACCUCAACACCAUACCAUCAAAUAACCCUACAUCUGAAAUUCAUAGGCAAUCAACACUUCAGCUGGAGCUUGAAGUACAGCAAUGGCACCAAUCCUUCUGCAACCUCUUCAAGGCCCACAGGGACUAUAUUGAAUCUCUCAGUGGUUGGCUAAGGCUCAGCCUUUACCAAUUUAGCCGAAACCCUCUUAGUAGAACAACUGAGGAGUCGAAGAUAUUCACCCUCUGCGAACAAUGGCACCUUGCCGUUGAGCAUAUACCAGACAAAGUAGCGUCUGAAGGAAUAAAAAGCUUGUUGACGGUUAUUCAUGCGAUUGUAGUUCAACAGACGGAGGAGCAUAAACAAAAGAAGAAGUCGGAGUAUGCGUUCAAGGAGUUCGAGAAGAAGGUGGUUCAGCUUAGAUCUUUGGAGUGCAAGUAUGGUCCGUACUCCAUGUCGGAACGGUCUGGUUCUGUGAGAAGAACGAAGGACCCUGUCGUGGAGAAGCGAGCUAAGGUGGAAGCUUUCAGAGCAAAGGCUGAAGAAGAGAAGAUCAAGCAUGAAAAGGCGGUGAGUGUUACGAGGUCAAUGACACUGAAUAACUUGCAAAUGGGCUGUCCUCAAGUUUUUCAAGGGAUUGUAGGGUUUUCAAGUGUGUGCAUGGAGGCUUUUGAAUCUGUAUACAACAAAGCCAAAGUUGCCGAACAGGAGCGUGAUGUGAAGAGAAUAUUACCUUAGGAAAAUUGACAUGGAUCUGUAUAGAUGAUCAAUCACCCUUUUGCGUAAUGAUCGGUAGAUUGCAAUGUAGCACUGGAUUGAAGUCAUGUCCGACAAUGACUCAACACCCACACAUGUAGUUUACAUUAAAAUAUUUCACAUUUUCAAACGAUUACCGGUGUCCAUGUGUGAGUGUUGUGUCCAUGUCCGUGCCAGAGCUUCAUGGAUAGAUUGUAUUUAUUUAUUUACACCUAGUAAUAUCAUGAAACUUGAUACCUGAUGCUCCUGCAACCCAACUGCAAUGGAGGCGAAUGGAAGAGUGAAAUAUAUUUUCCUUUUGUUAUUCCAGUCAUACAUUUCAUGAAACACUGUAGUAUGGUUCUUAACUACCAGUUUGACCGGCAAAAAACAUUAUUUCUAAAUGCAUGCGGUGGACGCAGAAGCUGCCAACUUUGCUAGGCAA